GGAAGGGCGGUUCCGCCGCGUUCUUUCCCCUUUCUCCCCGUUCCUUUGGGGUUUGUGCUGCCCCAGGGGCCUCCCUUCGCUCCCCAGCCCUGCGGGUCGGUGCUGUGCCUGCGUUUUUGGGGUGUAGCACCUCAGAACGAGCUCCACAGGUCUGUGGCCGUGCUUAUGGCUUCCCCAGGGUUCAUCUUGCUUCUCUGCGGGUGGAAAACUAGCAGGGCAAAAGCUUGAGUGUUAAUUGUAUUGUGUUAAUAGAGUGUUAAAAGUAUUGAGUGUUAAUAGAGCCUUUUGUUGUUGAGACAGUAAAAGGAGUGAGCGCCUUUAUAUAACGUAGCUAUAAGCAGGAAAACAGAGGACAGUUACAGACGUACCCAAAGUGCAAAAGUCAAAGACAGCUAUUCAUCUCGAGAUGGAAGAGUCAGUGCUGGAUAAAUUGCCAUCUUUGUGCAGUACUCCGAAGGAUGCUGGGGCACCACCUGCACCAGGGACCAGUUCAGGGAAACAGCAAAUGAGUGCAGCUCUGAGGGAACGAUUAAGGAAAACAAGACGUUCAUUUAAUGCCAGUUUUACAGUGGCAAAGCGGCUCAAAACAGACACAGAAGAAAAAGACACUGCUGGUGCUGCCACUGAGUGCUUGCCAGAGACAAGGGCAGACUGCUCCAGGUUACAAGAUGGUUCUGAAAGCCUGGAAGGAAAUGGCACUGGACAUACAUGUUUCAAAAGUCCCUCACAGGAGAGUGAUCCCUGUGGAUCAGCAGAGGAUUCAGAUGUGCUGCAAGUUGAUGUUGGUCAGCAGGAGUCCCUUGAAGAGAAAGUGAAGCUGGAGAAACAAGUGCAGGAGAAGGAGGAGCUGCUGCGUAGGCUCAAAAUGGUGAAGAUGUACAGAUCCAAGAACAACCUGUGUGAGCUGCAGGCUUUGAUAGUGAAGUGGAGGAGCAGCACCCAGCUGAUGCUCUAUGAGCUGCAGUCGGCCUUUUCUGCAGAUGGCACGAAAGUGAGUCUCACUCAGCUCAUCGACACCUUUGGCUUAGAAGACCAGUUACUGCACUACAGCAGAACAGAAGAAGAUUUUGUAGAUGCAUAAUCUACAGCUGCAGAGCUUUCUUUGCACAGACACAAAAGCAGAAAAGACUGAAUAAAUACUGAUUGUGUCAGAAGUGUUGGUCAGACAAUGGACUUUAUGCUUUGAGGUUAGGAGGUUUUCUCCAGAGAUACUUGUAAAGCUGUGUGCAUACAUACAGUAGGCACUGUAAAAGGCAUUACUUAAUGGAAAAAAAACAAACUGGUGAUGUUUUGGAGAAUCUGGCUUAAUGACUUGGUCAGUGAAUUUUUAUUUAAUAAAAAUAAAGUCAUAGUUUAACAGGUAGAAAGAAGUCAUUUUUUUAAUUAGUCUCUGCAUGGUUACUUGUACUGAAAUAACUCAAGAUUGUCAAUUCUGUUGAUGUUCAGAUGGGGAAGAGUGCAGUUUGUUUAUAGAUACACCCAUUUUACACGUCUGCCUGGUGCUAAUGACAGCAUUUUGUGAGUUAAGUGAAGAUAACUGAUUUUCAUGAUGGUAAUAUUCCAGAGCUGAGAUAAGAUGUUUUCACUAGCUUUAACUCCUACUGAGGAAAAUAUGUCAUAAUGCAGUUGCUUUCAGGUUCUGGUCCAGACAGUCUCUGCAGAGCUGCUGUCUCAUAAGCAUUCUGCCACAGCCUGAGGUAAUAGAAGGGAAGGCAAGAAAAUUGAAACCAGCUUUCUAUUCUACUACAUCUAGAGCCAAGGUGUUUCCUCUCUUCAAAUAAAUAAGAAAAACAAGGCCUUGUUUAAUGGGAUUGCUUCAAAUACAGCAUCACAAAGCUCAAUAAAUCUUUACAAUUCCAUUUAUUCUCCAACAAAUGCCUUUUUUGAAAGUUGUUUUUAUUUAACUUGAAAAUGCUUAUUUUUUCAUCAUGGUACCUUUUGUUUUUUAUUUUCCCUAAAAUCACUGCUUCUCAAGUGUAACAAUACAUAAAUCUUAAUGACUAUACAACUCUCCCUGCUAGGAAUCUUGUUUUCUUAUUGCUUAUACCCUGCCUUUUUUGUUUGCAGGUGCUAUAUCCUGUUACCUUAAUAAGGGAGUAAUUUCUUAGACAGCUCAAGAGAAAGAAAAUCAAAGAUCAUACAGAACCUAUUAACCAUUGGUAAGGCUCAUUAGACUUCAGCCUGUACCUACAAUUUGCUCUUAAGAAUACUGACUUUUGCUGUCCAGAGAGAAUUAAUGCAGAACAGCCUUUAUUGCAAAUCAUUAUUUGAGUAUUAAAGCACUAUUUCUCUGCCUCUUUAGGCAUAUGCAAAAAGAUGAUGGUGCCUGGUGCAGGGGCCAGUUCACUUCCUUGGAGUUGGAAUGAUGCUGCUUCUUCAGCAGAAGACAAAAGGUCUUGUAGUGAGAUGUAAUUAGAAUCCUUACAAAUCCCAGGUAGAGAUGGCAAAGCGAAAAAACAUGUACAGGAUCACAACUGACAUAGUAGAAUUUUAAGCUAAGGCAUCAAAGCUAUUUGUUGCUCUCACAAUUAAAUGGGUUAAGAUGUCAUGUGACUUUAUGAAAGGAGAAGGGUUGACCCACACCAUGGAGCAGGGAAACAAAAAGCAGGGACAAUGCCUGAGAGGGCAGAAUGGGCUCCAGCAGUAGGUAACUUUAUCACAGGUCCUUUAUUUUUCUUAGCUGUUGUGGAAGGAGCUGGCAGGAAAAUACUCUGCACCUCAGUGUAAAGGGGUGGGAGAUGCCAGCAACUAUUUCAGGAGGCCAGAUGCUUCCAAACCUGCUUUUCCUGUGAUUCUGCCCGUGGCAGCAGCCACAGUUCCUGCUGGCUGUGGGUGAUUAUACCACAAUAAGGCACAGCUGCCUUUGGGGUGGGGCCAGCUUGCACACAUGGUUCUUUUCUAUAAUGAGCUAUACAGUUUAUACAAUAAAACCAGUAGAAAUAAAUCUCAUCACCUGAAAUAUAAUGGGGUUAAGACCAGGUGUAAAAAAUACAAAUCAGACAACUAUGCAUAUUUCAAAUGGAAGUUAUUUAAAGGAAUUACGGAAGAAACAAUUUAUGGAAAGAAAAGUUCAGAAGGAGAAGAAUCAGCUGUCAAAACUCUCUUCCCUUAGAUAAGACCAUGGUAUUAUUCAUCUAUUAUUAAUCUCUGAU
This is a messenger RNA of Melospiza georgiana, 3152 nucleotides long. It is a transcript of the gene SFR1, whose product is annotated as SWI5 dependent homologous recombination repair protein 1. The transcript has 4 exons. Gene Ontology annotation, biological process: positive regulation of DNA-templated transcription; double-strand break repair via homologous recombination. Gene Ontology annotation, cellular component: Swi5-Sfr1 complex. Lineage: Eukaryota; Metazoa; Chordata; Aves; Passeriformes; Passerellidae. Bases 407 to 1081 code for a protein of 224 amino acids. The record is from RefSeq and is a predicted model, not a curated record.